AUGAGCGGACGUCUCCUGGCCGCAGGGCUUUCGCCAUUGACGCGACGCGCUCCAGUCCAGGCCGUUCGACACUUUCACCGGUUUCCCGCAGGCGGGCUUCAGCGAGCAGAUGCAGCUGUGCGUGCUACGCAACGGCGCAUGUGGUUUCCUGGCAACGCCUUCCACAAUGCCGUCGUCGUGCGGAAUGCGUCUUUUGCCCGCUUCCUACCGAAGUUGGUUAUCAAGUUUGCUAGAAUCCCCGCAAUGUUCGGUGGCCUAGCUGUCGGAACACUCGCCUGGAUUCAGUAUCAAGCCAACCAGCUCACCACCAACGCCUGGGAUAUGGUCAGCAAAACAGCAGAUGGUAUUUCGGAAACGACGUCUAGUCUCUUUGGAGGUGCCAAAGGAAUUAUGGAUCAAACGAUGCGCGGUUGGGAAAACACAAAAGAACAAAUCGAAACCCCCGAAUGGCUUCAAAAGGUGUUGCGUAUCCAUGAAGACAUUGGCACUGGUGGCGGCGGCUCAGGAGGACCUGGAGGGGAGCAACCCAAGCAGAGCAGAGCCGGGGCGGCUGUUGUUGCAGGAGGCUCGGCUGCUGCGUACGGCUACGAUCAAUCUUCAGAAGACGACCCGCGAGAACCCGAUGAGGUGGCCAAUGACGACCAGAUGAUGAUCCUCACCAAGAAGAUGAUCGAGAUUCGGAGCAUGCUCCAGCAAGUUGGACAAUCGAGCACUCUGACGCUCCCCUCAAUUGUUGUCAUCGGUUCGCAGUCCUCAGGAAAGAGCUCCGUCUUAGAAGCCCUCGUUGGCCACGAGUUCCUGCCCAAGGGAAGCAACAUGGUUACUCGCCGGCCCAUAGAACUGACCCUCGUCAAUACGCCUGAGUCGGACGCAGAAUAUGGCGAAUUCCCCGACCUGGGUCUGCGACGCAUCACCGACUUUUCCUCGAUCCAAAGGACCUUGACUGAGCUUAACCUAGCCGUGCCGGAUACUCAGUGCGUAUCUGAUGAUCCCAUUCAUCUUACCAUUUACUCGCCAAAUGUACCGGAUCUGUCUCUGAUCGAUCUACCCGGAUAUAUCCAGGUGGUUGGCCAAGGCCAGCCUCUGGAAUUGAAGCAGAAGAUAUCAGAGCUAUGCGACAAGUACAUUCAGUCUCCUAAUGUCAUUCUGGCCAUCUCCGCCGCAGAUGUAGAUCUCGCAAACUCGACCGCACUACGUGCAAGCCGCCGUGUGGAUCCCAGAGGCGAGAGGACUAUCGGCGUGGUUACCAAGAUGGACUUGGUGGACGCUCCUCGCGGUGCUGCCAUCCUGAGCGACAAGCAGUAUCCCUUGAGGCUUGGCUACGUAGGUGUUGUCUCCAAAGUUCCUCAAACGACCGGUCUCUUCAAGAGAUCGGGUAGCGUAAUGUCGGCGAUCGCAAAGAACGAGAACACUUUCUUCUCCGCCCACCCGCUGGAGUUUGGUGAGGGUGCUGGUGUCAACGUUGGGACGAUUAACCUACGUAAGAAGCUCAUGACCGUCCUCGAACAAACGAUGUCUGCUAGCCUGGCCACUACUAGCGACGCCAUCAGACAGGAGCUCGAGGAAGCGACCUAUGAGUUCAAGGUGCAAUACAAUGACCGCCCGCUAUCUGCCGAAUCAUACUUGGCAGAAAGUCUUGAUGGCUUCAAACACUCCUUUAAGCAAUUUACCGAGGAGUUUGGACGCCCGCAAAUGCACCAGUUGCUGAAGCAGGAGCUGGACCAGAAGGUUCUUGACCUUCUGGCCGCCCGGUACUGGAACAAGCCCAUCCAGGACUUGUCCCCUGCGAUGCCAGAGCCGGACAGCUUGGCUGAUCUUCCCAAAGCUGACCCCAACUCUUUGUACUGGCAUCGCCAGCUCGACGCGUCGACUUCUUCAUUGACGAAACUUGGUGUUGGAAGAUUGGCCACAACCGUGGUUGCGUCUGCUAUUCAGGCUCACAUUGACAGUCUGAUCAAACACUCCACUUUCAGCAGCCAUCCCUUUGCACGAGAGGCCAUUAACGAAGCCGCGUCCACAAUUCUGAAUGAGCGGUUUUACAGCACGAGCGAUCAAGUUGAGAACUGUAUCAAGCCUUACAAGUUUGAGAUUGAUAUUGACGAGAGAGAAUGGAUCCAGGGCCGGGAUCAUUCGGCCGUUGUCCUGAAGAAGGAGCUCCAGGACUGCGAGGGCGCGCUGAAGAGCAUUGAAGAUGUUGUGGGCGGUCGACGAAAGCUGAGAGAAGUGAUGAACUUUGUCGAUCGAGCACGAAAGGGGGAUGUUGUCGUCGAAGGGGAAAGCCGCAGUGGUGCCGGAGGCUUCAGCGCGUCGCUGCUUAAAAGAGGACGUGAGGCUGUUUUCCUCAGGGAUCGCGCCGAUAUCAUCAAGAUGCGUCUGAUGGCUGUCAAGUCGAAGCAAUGCACCAGCCUCAAGAACAAGUACUACUGCCCAGAGGUUUUCCUUGAUGCGGCAGCCACCAAGCUCGCGUCUACAGCUGUUCUGUUUCUCAAUGUGGAGCUCCUAUCGGAAUUCUACUACAAUUUCCCCAGAGAAUUAGACCUCCGGCUCGGAAGGCACCUCUCGGAAGAAGAUAUCGAGAGGUUUGCCAAGGAAGACCCUAAGAUCAAGAGGCACCUUGAAGUCAUCCGCCGCAAGGAUCUACUCGAGUUAGUCCUUGAGAAGAUGGAGAGUCUGAGGCAGCUCGAGGGCCGCGAGAGAGAACGGAUGAAGGGGAGCAACAACAGGCCCAACAAGGACGACAAGCAGCGUGGACGCUGGGGGCUGUUUUGA
Colletotrichum lupini is the source of this 2769-nucleotide messenger RNA. Its product is annotated as dynamin family protein. Gene Ontology annotation, cellular component: cytoplasm; membrane; microtubule. The transcript has 3 exons. NCBI's taxonomy places the organism in Eukaryota, Fungi, Ascomycota, Sordariomycetes, Glomerellales, Glomerellaceae. Gene Ontology annotation, molecular function: microtubule binding; GTPase activity; GTP binding. The record is from RefSeq and is a predicted model, not a curated record. The coding region runs from base 1 to 2769 and encodes 922 amino acids.